This is a messenger RNA of Hevea brasiliensis (rubber tree), 4766 nucleotides long. RefSeq lists its product as uncharacterized. The transcript is spliced from 3 exons. The record is from RefSeq and is a predicted model, not a curated record. The coding region runs from base 4051 to 4482 and encodes 143 amino acids. NCBI's taxonomy places the organism in Eukaryota, Viridiplantae, Streptophyta, Magnoliopsida, Malpighiales, Euphorbiaceae.
UAAAAAAUUAGUGAAAAAUUAGUUUUUCUUAUGACUUCCUCGGCUAGUUUUUUAAUGAACCUCAAAAUUUCAAUCUCUGCCUAAUUCACUGCUGCCCCACGAUUAUUUCCGUCUCAGCCUUUUGGAUUCUUUGGCUUUGGUAUUGAUUCCCUGUCCUGGCUCUCCGGUGGUGAACGAUUCCCCAUCCUCUAUCUCUGGUGGUGAAUGAUUCCUCAUUUUCUCUCUCGCCUUCGAUGCUUGCUGCAGCCAUGGGGCGACUAUGAGUCUCAUCGAGAUCGUUGUGCUGUUGUUGUAGUCCACGAAGCUUACCUCUCAAAUUAUUGAUAUAUAUGGUGUAUGAUGUUACUAGUCCCCAAUUUCAAAAUAUGGCUUCAGAAGAUCCGUCUCUGGAUAUUGAAUUUGAGAAUAUGGAAGAACGCCUAAUUUAGAAGCACAAAUUUUAUGACAUGCUAAAUGAAGCUAAAGAGGAAUUGUGGCUUGGUUGUGACAGGCAUUCACAAUUGUCACCUAUAACUUGGAUGUUGAAUAUUAAGUUGGAGCAUCAUUUGUUUGAGAAAUACUACGAUGCAGUUGUGAAUUUCAUUGGGGAAUUAUUACCGGAUGAUAAUAAGUUUGCUGAUAGUUUUUACAAGACAAAGAAGCUUAUACAUGGGUUAGGUCUACCUAUUGAGAAAAUUGACUACUGCAAGCUUGGUUGCAUGAUUUAUUGGGGGGAAAUAGUAGUUUAACAGAAUGUAAAUUUUGUGGGCAAGCAAGAUAUAAGUUUCGAAGUGGGUUAGAGAAGGCAAAAGUAGUAUGUCAGAGAAUUUAUUAUUUUCCUUUGACACCAAGACUUUAAAGACUAUAUGCUUCUGAUGCAACAGCUGCACACAUACUGUGGCAUAAUGAGCAUAACAUGGAAGAUGAUGUCAUGUGUCAUCCAUCUAAUUCUGAGGCAUGGAAGCACUUUAACCGUACCCAUACACCGUUUGCAGCUGAAAGUCAAAAUGUUAGGUUGGGAUUAUGUACUGAUGGGUUUCAACCCUUUGGACAGUCAGGACAGUAGUAUUCAUGUUGGCCAAUACUAAUUACACCCUACAACUUGCCUCCUGGUACAUGUAUGAAGGAGCCUUAUUUAUUUUUAUUGAUAAUAAUACCUGGACCACAAAAUCCCGAGGAACAGUUAGAUUUUUAUUUACAGCCAUCAAUUGCUGAACUAAUUCAGUUAUGGGAAGUGGGUGUGUAGACAUAUGAUGUAUCUAAGAAGCAGAAUUUUCAAAUGAGAGCUGCUCUAAUGUGGACAGUUAGUGAUUUCCCUACUUAUUCAAAGUUGCCUGGGUGGAGCAUCGCAGGGAGAUUAGCGUGCCCCUACUGUAUGGAUCAUUCAGAUGCAUUUUCACUCAGUCAUGGAGAGAAAAUUAGUUGGUUUGACAAUCACUGUAAGUUUCUUUCAUAUAACCAUCUAUUUAGAUAGAACAAGGUAAAUUUCCUUAAAGGAAAAGCUUGCAUAUUUGAGUCUCCAAUUCUAAGCAGUGAAGACAUUUUUUUGCAGAUAAAGGAUUUGGGGUUAAGGAGAGUAACAGACAUUGAUGGUGAAGCAGUCAAUUCUGUCAUAACCAGAAACACAGGUUGGUAGAAAAAGAGCAUAUUUUUGGAAUUUACCAUAUCGGUCUUUCAUUCUCAUUCGAAAUAACUUAGAUUUCAUGGACAUCAAGAAAAAUAUCUUUGAAAAUACUUUCAACACGAUGAAUAUAGAAGGGAAAACAAAGGAUAAUGCAAAAUUUAGGGAAGAUAUGGCACAUUUAUAUCGUAGAAAAGAAUUAGAGAGAAAUGUGCAAAUGGGUAAAUAUCCUAAGGCUUGCUAUGUUCUUGAUAAACAGCAGAGGCAUGUUAUAUGUAAAUGGGUAAAAAACCUUAAGUUUCCAUAUGGGUAUUUGUCCAACCUAGAAAGGUGUGUUGAUAUGCAGAAGUGCAAGCUUUUUGGCAUGAAGAGCCAUGAUUGUCAUGUAUUUAUGCAGAGGUUAUACCCAUUGCAUUUCAUGAGCUCCUUCCGAAUACAGUUUGGCAAGAAUUAACCGAGUUAAGCUUAUUUUUCAAACAUCUUACUUUUACAAAUAUUAAGGUUUAAGAUAUGGAGCGUCUGGAAGCAGAAAUUCCCAUUAUUAUUUGCAAAUUAGAACGCAUAUUUCCUUCUACCUUUUUUGACUCAAUGGACUAUCUUCCAAUCCACUUGCCAUAUGAAGUAAAAAUUGCAGGCCUAGUACAAUAUCGAUGGAUGUAUCAUUUUGAAAGGUAAUAAAUACUUCUUAUUUUUCUUUAAAUGUUAUGAAAUGUAUCGUAAACUUUUUGUAAGCCAUUUGCCUAUAAUUUUUUUUAAUUUUUAGAUUUCUCUGCCACCUGAAGCAAAAUAUAAAGAACAAAGCAAAAGUAAAAGGUUCAAUAUGUAAUGCGUACUUAGUUGAAGAAGCAACCAAUUUUGGUGUGCAUUACUUUAAACCUCAUGUGAUAGCACAGGAUUGACAAGUGCCCCGUAAUGAUGAUGGUGAUGUUGAUAUCAAAGGAAAUUUAUUAAUUUUCAAGUAUCUCGAUCGAUCGUAUUGUACAAUAAAAAUGAGGAUGGUGGCUGAUGAUGAAUAUAAAACUGUCCAAAUAUAUGUCCUACUAAAUUGCCCUGAAAUUAACACGUAUGUGAAGCAAGUUUAUUAACUACCCAAAAUUUAAGUUAAAUUUCUAAAAGUCAUUAUGAAUUUUCCUUUCCCUCUAAGAAUCGUCCAAUUUAAUUGUAUAUGUAGUUUGUUCCUAACUGAAUUGUGACAGACGUCACAUAAUAUUAGUGAUGCAGAAGUUGAUGAAGCACUAUAAAAAAGAUUUGCGAAUUGGUUUAAAGGUUAUAUAAGUAUCAAUUUAUUUAACUCAUUUCAUUAUCAAUCUUCAAAUAAUAUAAUACAUAAUAAUAAGGAUUUCAAUUCUCUUUAACUUAUCAAGCAAGGCAUUUAAACAUUAAUAAUAAAUUCAUUAAGGAUUUAACAGAAGGACCAUUUAGAAGUUUGAAAUCACAUCCUGUGUAUUUCAUAAAUGGUUAUAGAUUUCACACAAAUAGUCAUGGUGUUAAUCGAUCCACAAUGAAUAGCUGAGUUUGCAUUAGGAGUUUAAUAUAUGGUGACAACUCCAAUAACUACUAUGGUAUCUUGAAAGAGGUAGUUCAACUUGAGUACCCUGCAUUACCAAUAAAGAGAACUAUUCUCUUCAAGUGUGAAUGGUUUGAUCGAACUUCGGAUGUUGGUAUUAAGGUUCACAAACACUAUAACUUAGUGGAUAGCAAUCACAAGAAAAGAUUAAAUAAAUAUGAACCAUUCACACUUGCUUCACAAGCUGAACAAGUGGUUUAUAUCUCGUAUCCUAGCUUGAGAUGAGACAAAACUGAUUGGUAUACCAUAGGCAAAGUGAAGCCUAGAUCUGUUAUCAUCAUGCCUCAGACAAAUGUAACGGAGCAAAUAACAGACCAAGCAUUUCAAGAUGAGGUAGUAGAAGUGUUACAAAUUGAUAUAGAAGUAGAAGAGCAAAAGAUUGGACCAUUAGAUGAUUCAAGUAGUGAACCACUAGAGCUUAAAACUGUUGAAGAAGAGGAACUAUUGGACGAGGCAGAUCUAAAUUAUACAAUGAAAAGCAAUGAAGAAGAACUUCUUGAAUAUGAUGAUGAUAGUGAAGAUGAUAGUAAAUAAAUUGUAUUAUAAUGGAUAAUGAUCUAAAUUUCAAAAGCAAUAUAUAAUUUAACUUUAAAGUAAUGAUUGUGAUAUUAUCAUAUUAUUGAUUUCUAUUAUUUUACAAUUUAACUUUAUAAAUUAUUUGUGAGAAGGAGAUGUGUAUAAUAAAUGUGUAAGUCAAGAUGGCAUUAUUAUUAUUAUUAUUAUUAUUAUUAUUAUUAUUAUUAUUAUUAUUAUUUACAGGUUGUAUUGUUGAAAUUUUGGGAACGUCCAAUUUUUAAGGGAGGUUUUGCUAGAUAUUUGGUACAAAUAGAAUAAAUUUUAUUACAAAUUAACUUUUCUUACCAUGUUUAUUUAAUUUACAAGUAUGGUUAGGAGCAGACACAGAGCAGGUGCUUCUCGUGAUGUUAACAUGGGAACACCUGUGCCAUCUGAAGGAGGCGAGCCUUUGACACCUCAGUCACAGCCGUUGGUGCAGUUCAAUGCACUAGUGGUUAGCCAAGAGGCUGCACCUGUGGAUGGCAUGGAAGAUGCACCAGGGUCAUUACAUGAGUCUAUAGUUCUUAACUCACAGGAUUCUCUUCCAUCCUCUAAAGUGGAGAUUGAUUCUUUAGGGCGACAACGGUUACAACUUUGUGAUGGCAACUUAUUGGGUGGAUCUACAAUCACUCGCAUGAUUACAAGCACCUUUAAGCAAUGGUUCGACACUGAGGAUGUCAAUUGGAAGGCUGUAUCGAAGGAGACAAAAGAAUUUUACUGGGAAGUGUUGCAACGUAUUUUGCGGUUGCCAGGAAAUUGACACUGAAGUGGAAAGGUGAGGAGUCGCCACUCUAAUUUUUGCGGGAAAAAUAGAGAAAACCUUUUAUUAUAUUUUCAAAACUUUUGUUUUAAAGAAAAUGAUCUACUACUAUUCCGGAGAUUUAAGGUUCGGGGUUCUUAUACGUAUGGGGAAGGUGUUAAGCAUCCCACAUUGUCCCAAAAGGGUAGAUGGAUUUAAGGAUGUGCUCAAAUGAAUUAAUGUCAAUAAUUUGAAAUGGAGCUUAAUUUGUAAUAUUGGUUCCUUGCAUUUGAUCGAAAAUAAAA